Molecule: messenger RNA, 1167 nt
Organism: Rana temporaria (common frog)
Lineage: Eukaryota; Metazoa; Chordata; Amphibia; Anura; Ranidae
Gene: C8H10orf95
Product: chromosome 8 C10orf95 homolog
Exons: 1
Coding region: 24-674 (216 amino acids)
Source: RefSeq, a predicted model, not a curated record
GUAAGAAGUCAUCUGACCAGAAUAUGUACCAUUAUGGUUUCAGACCUCAGAAGCACUAUACCAUAAUGUUCCUACAGCCAAAUACACCAGUGCCUUAUGCUUUUGGACAAUAUGCAAACAUGCACAACGGUCCCAUGUUUCCACCAAUACAAAUGCACAACUUCAGUAGUCGUCCCUAUGGCAACCUGUCAGGAGAUCCAUACUUUUCUCAGAAUGGACAUGUUGAAUACCAUCAUUUUUAUGGUACAAAUCCCCAAUAUUCCAUGCCUGGCUGGCCCUAUGGCUCCUUCAAUGCAGUUCCACCAUACAAUCCCUAUAUGAAUUACAAUCACUCUCAAGUCCAACAGAAACCAACCCCCAACACCUGGCCAGAGGGCUUCACCAUGAAAGGGGAGCUUCAGUGGGGCCGGCUAGACAGAGUUUUUGGUGUAAGACGUGAAGUUCCAGAGUUUGUCAAGGAGGACCUUCGUAGGGUAUACGGGACCUAUCCCAGAACAUUUGUGUCUAUAACUUACCAGAAUGGUGAAUAUCUUGUUAAAGGGGAUCCCAAGGUUGGAGAACAGGAGUAUACCAUUGAAAAGAAAGUUAUAAGACAACAGCCCACUCCAACAGAUUCAGAGGAGGAAUUGAAUGAAAAGAGACCUAGCAAGAAAAGAAGAAAACCACGACGUUAAAAUAUUGUGUAAUAUUCCAACAAAGACAUUGACAGUUUUAUUCCAUGACCCACAUGGUCAGUAAUCAAUAACUAGUAUAUACCAGCUGCCAAUUGUAUUGCUUUGUUGUGUUUUGUACUGUAUACCAUGAUGAGUAUUGAUGAAUGAUUCUUUUUUCCCGUUUAACCAUAUCCAUUGGUAGUUUGUGUCAUUCCAGGUCUAAAACCGUUAUUGCGAGAAGGUCAAAAGGAUGCUGGUUUAAUCCUCUGUUGGAUGGGAUUGGGUUAACAUUGUAGGCGCCCCCUUGGGAGCCAUAAGGACAGGCAGGACUUGACCGAUAAAUAUGCAUAUCAGAUUUUUAUACCAGGCAAUUCCUUGUUGGACAAAAGCUGGAGUGUUCAUGUCCAAUCGUAUUCCUAGUUAACAUCUAGAGCCUUCGACCCCUUUCACACUGAGUUUUUCAGGCGGUACAGUGCUAAAAAUAGCGCUGCUAUACCGCCUGAAAAACUCCUGC